Molecule: messenger RNA, 507 nt
Organism: Zygosaccharomyces rouxii
Lineage: Eukaryota; Fungi; Ascomycota; Saccharomycetes; Saccharomycetales; Saccharomycetaceae
Gene: LTO1
Product: ribosome biosynthesis protein LTO1
Exons: 1
Coding region: 1-507 (168 amino acids)
Source: RefSeq, a predicted model, not a curated record
AUGGCUGAAUCAGAGUUAACUGGUUUGGAUAAAUUGUUGGAUCUAGAGGAAGAGUUCUACAACCAAGGUUUCGAACAGGGUUCGGCUGAGAACGUUAAGCAUAAUUAUAUUGAGGGAAAGCAGUAUGGGUUGCAAGUUGGAUUUCAAAGGUAUUUGUUAUUAGGUCAAAUAACAGGGUUAUUAGAUGUUUUAGAAGUUUUGGAUGGCGACAAGAAAGUGUUUGCCAAGAAGAUUGAAUCGGUACGUAGUCUUUUAAGUGGAGUGAAAAUGGACAAUGAUGUUGCCAGUGUAGCAGAUUAUGAAAAUCGGUUUACGAGGAUAAAGAAUAAGUUUAGAACUAUUCUUUUACUUUUACAGAAGCAACUAAAGACCGGACCUGAGGAUACGCUUUCAUUAACGGAAGUGGAACGAGUCUCAUUAUCUAUCGCAGACGAAAUCAAAGGGCGUGUGGAAGAAGAUAAUGUUGGAACCGCUGAAAGCUUGCAGGAUCAAGUUCAAAAUUGGUAA